Batrachochytrium dendrobatidis JAM81 is the source of this 922-nucleotide messenger RNA. RefSeq lists its product as uncharacterized. Bases 37 to 303 code for a protein of 88 amino acids. The transcript has 4 exons. The record is from RefSeq and is a predicted model, not a curated record. NCBI's taxonomy places the organism in Eukaryota, Fungi, Chytridiomycota, Chytridiomycetes, Rhizophydiales.
CUUUUUUUCUUUAUUGCAGCAACUUUAACAUAUUCAAUGAUACGAUCUACUUCGAGAGCAUUUAGAGCCGCUCCUGCAUUCUCAUGCUUUGGUCGUUCUGCUAAACCUUCAAACACAUCGUACUUUACUGCUGGAGCAUCCUCCACCUUUGGUACACUGCCUUCAUCGCUUCCUGUGUAUGCUGCUCCAUCCACUCUUUCCACAUUGUCUCCACCCUUAUCGUCUGCAAGAACACUAUCUACCAUGACCUGCAGAGGUGCAUUCAGUUUCACUUUGUGUUGGAUCGAUGAUGAUACUAUAUAAUUCCCUCUUGAUUCCUGGCUUGUCAUGCUCCUAUUUUUACUAUUCAUUGUCAUCUUCAUAGCUCAUAACCAUCCUAUUGCCAUUCGUGCUUCAUCUACUUUAUCCACAUUCUUUUCAAAUGGUAAAUUCAACAAACCUAAACCUGAUCAUUUAUUUCCUAGUUCCUAACUGAGCAACAUCAACCCAAUCUUGAUUGUCAUUUUCUCGCCUCUACAUUCUGCAAUCUUGUUCCACUUACCGUUUGGUGUAUCCUUGUUUUAAUGUCGUUUCCUUUUCCCAUAUCCAAAUUGAUCUCCCCUUAUCCCACAAUAUUUUAUGCUGCUUUAUUCAUCAAUCUCGACGCGGAUUUCCUGGUCGACAAUGGCUCUGCUAUCUCGUAUUUUGAUUGUAUCUCACCCAUACACACAGCAGUUAGAUAGUGAUCGCUAGUGCCUAAACUCCGUUAUUCUAAUCACUUGCUGAAUUUUCUUUUUCUUUCGUGCAUUUUGCUUCAAUAUAACUCAUCUCACUGUCGAUUUGGACUGGGUGUGUUGGCGGCGUAGUAUGUAACAAUGAUUAAUACAUGUGCGAGUUUUUAUUUCUUGAUUAAAGAAUUGCCUAGUUUUCAAAUCCGAAUCCA